AAUUUAUUAAAAUCAAGAUACUAAUUAUAUUCCUUGACAAGUGAUCACAUCAUAAUCUGGUGCUAAACAUAUCAUUGAAUGGAUUUUAACAGAAUCCAAUGCCAAAAUGAUAAAACAAAAAAAAAAUCAUAUCGAUACUAUCGAUAGUUGAGAAAAACGUGAAGCCAUAUGAAAGAUUCAAUUUUUUUGGUGAUAUUGGAAAAUUUGUCAUAUUGAAAUCGCGAUUUCGAAUCUAAAUAAUGGUUUGGCCGCAUAAAAGUGGUUUUGGUAUUAAACUGGUACGUAUGGGCUGUAAAAAUCGUCCAUAUUAUCAAAUCGGUGCAAUGCCAUCUCGACGACGUACCGGGCUAUUACCGGACGAAGUAAUCGGUUCAUUGGAUCCGGUACCAAAUGAACGUAAUGAAAUUGUUGCCGCUGUCGAUCUGAGUCGUCUAUCGUAUUGGAUGGGACGUGGAGCACGUCUUAGUGUUGGAAUGCAAACAUUACUUGGUUUAGCUGGAUGGACACCUGUACCACCACAUGUAUACAUCAAAGCAAAACAAGAACGUGAUCAAAUGUUUAAAAAGAUUCAACAACAACAACAACAAACAGGUGAAAAUGAACACGAAUCAGAUGAUGGUGACAAUAAUGAAGAGAAAAUUGAAAUCGAAAGUGUACUACCAAAACGAUUACCAUUCUAAUAUAUAAUUUCUAUAUUUUAUGUAAAUAAUAAUUAGAAUCAAUUUUUAUUUGAUAAAAA
Molecule: messenger RNA, 739 nt
Organism: Dermatophagoides farinae (American house dust mite)
Lineage: Eukaryota; Metazoa; Arthropoda; Arachnida; Sarcoptiformes; Pyroglyphidae
Gene: mRpS16
Product: mitochondrial ribosomal protein S16
Biological process (GO): mitochondrial translation
Cellular component (GO): ribosome; mitochondrial small ribosomal subunit
Molecular function (GO): structural constituent of ribosome
Source: RefSeq, a predicted model, not a curated record